ACGAUAACAUUCGCCUCCCACCAUCCUCUUGCCAACCACCAAUUCUUUUAAGAUUUUCAGUUUCUACUACAUAUCUCUAAUUCUCCAAAUUUUAGAUGACAAUUUUAUUAUUGUUUACUGUAUUUUUUGGGUUUAUACCCUUUACAGAAGUUGAAGCAUGUAUGCCUGGAUACGAAGCUGAAAGAGAUCGAUUAAGGGAACAUUUAGGAAUUGAAUGGAUCCAAAAUGGACUCUCAAAAUCAGGUUGGACAGAAUCAAAAGCAAUUCGUCAUUCAGCUGACCUUAACUGCGAUUUCACUCAUCCUGAAAAAUGUGAAUGGAAGAAUAUGGCCGAUGAAAAACAAAUGGACUCGAGAGAUUUCUAUCUUUUUGAGAAAAUUGACUACACCGAGUUUCCUGUUCUACGUGUAGGACCGGGUCCAUCGAAAAUUCAACAAGGUGAUAAAAUGAUAUUUGUCGGAGAUAAAAAACGUGAAGAGCAGCAUGCAAUUUUCUAUUCGUCACCAAUAAACUGCCAGAACUCAACCGGAAACUUAACAUUUACGUAUUGGGUGUACAAUAGCGCUCGAGUUGAAGUAAUUUUACUGGAAGAUGAUGGGAAAGGAGGUUAUAAAAUGAUUUUUGAUGAUCCAUCUGAAGAAAAACCAUACGUUGACUGUGGGACUAUUCAAUUGAAUACAGAAUGUCAUGCUGAAAUACCACCACGUGACAAACCAUUUAGAAUUGGAAUUCGAGCUUAUGGAAUAUCCAACACUGAUGGAUCUUUCGUUAUGAUUGACAAUAUUCUGUAUUCAGCUAGUUUAUGUAAAGUAGGAAUUGACGUGGGAGACACUUUUAAAUCGUACUCCUUGGAAACUGGAGCAAGUGGAAAACAUAUCGAUACAGCUGCUGAACUGAAAUGUGACAACUUUGAUACAAAAUGCCGUUGGAGAUCUGGUGGAGAUGCCAUGGUGAUGUGGCGCCGGUCAUCAUCCAUUCUCCCAAGUCCUCUUCUCAUGAAUGCCACUGGAAGUACAGUAGGACCACGUGGAGGUUAUGCAGUACUUUAUGUUGAACAGGGGACCCAGAAAAAAUCAUUGGAUAUUUUGAGAUCUGAUCCUAUUACAUGCCAAAGUUUAACGGAAAACGAAUUCACUUUUAGAUUCUGGGAGUUUGGGCAGAUUGAACUUGAAGCCUGUGCUGUCGAUCUUAUGCUUAAAGACAUUGAAUGUGUUCCUAUUCCACGUGGUAGUUCACCUGCAAACGUCAAGUUGACAUUUAGAAAAGCGACUAAAAAUUUCAUGAUAAUCAUUAGGGUGUCAUCUUUGAAUCCAGAUUUUGAUAACAUGGUAAUAGUAGAUGAUAUAUCUUAUCGUGCAACCCUUUGUACUGAUGCUCUUUCUGUAUUCGAUAUUGGAGAUUCAUUUGUUUCAACUCCAAUGCUAUCAUUACUUCUCAGUAGAAAUGUUCACACAGCUCAAGAUCUUUCGUGUGAUUUCUCAAAAAGAGCAUCUGCUUGUCUUUGGGGAAUGUUGAAUCAAGAUGAAGAAUCAUCUGAAAUUGCAUCAAAUUCUUGGACAGUUGGACAUGGGCCAUUGAAUGAGGAGAAACUUUAUUCUUUAACUGGAAUAUCUGAUAUGCCUGAAGGAGAAUUUGGAUUGGCAAGAUUUGAAACUGGAGGAAGUGCUGUUCUUCUAUCAGAAGUUGUUCGAUGUGCAUUGGAUAAUGUUCAUGUUCAAUUUAAACUCUGGACAACAGGCACUGCAAAGAUUAAGGUAUGUCUCGUCGAAGAAUCAUCACCAUCUCUUCUCGAUUGUCAAGAUGCCAGCAGUGGAGAUGUUGUCGUAGAUUUGCCACGUAUUCGUCGCCCAUUCCGUGUUGCUUUUUCUGCAGAAGCAGAAGAUCAAGGAAUGGUUCUGAUUGAUAAUAUCGUUGUGACUGGUCAAAUUUGUCCACCAACUGCUGCAAGACAGUUUUCUUCGAAAACUUUCCGUCCAACUGCGGAUAUGCCUGAUCCAAAUGUUUGCAGACUUUUGUCGUGUGAUUUCCAUUUGGGGCAUGCUUGUCUUUACGAGAGUUCACAAGUUUCAAACUCUGCAAUGCACGGUGUUGCAAAUCGAAAGUUGAAUGCAUUCCUGACACGUUCAAAGAGAGUUUUUAUUCUCGAAUCACCACAAUUUCGAUUGAAUACGGUAGCAAGGCUACACUUUGAUUACAAACUACAGGGUGAUGCGAAUUUAUUCAUUUGUAAUGACAGUGGGACAAAAGAAUUAGAAAGUUGUUUUAAAGUCGAAGGAAGAGAAGGAAAUGAUUAUAUCGAAUUACUGGCAAGUGAUACAAAAGUCUACAUAAUAUCUCGUCUCUCUGAAUCUGGAAAAUCUGGAUCUCUUGAAAUUUCAAAAAUCGUUUUCACUGAUACAAGUGAUCAAUCUAUUUGUUAAAUUAUUUGUUCAACUUGUUAUUUAAUUUCCGAAAAUGCCAUAUUCGAGUUCCUGAAUAUAUCUAGGUACUGUUGACUCAAUGAUUCACUUUACUGGAAUUAUUCUGGUUCUCUAGCCAUAAUUCUGUCUAUUAUCUGAAAAUGUGCAAUUGUAAAUCUAGAUCCAUUCUUAAUGACCGGUUCCUUCCAGACGUCUCACCUUUUGACUUAAUAAAUUCGAAUUCCACAU
This is a messenger RNA of Caenorhabditis elegans, 2648 nucleotides long. It is a transcript of the gene mam-2, whose product is annotated as MAM domain-containing protein. The record is from RefSeq and is marked reviewed. The transcript has 13 exons. Gene Ontology annotation, cellular component: membrane. Lineage: Eukaryota; Metazoa; Nematoda; Chromadorea; Rhabditida; Rhabditidae. The coding region runs from base 96 to 2420 and encodes 774 amino acids.